AUGAAUUGCCUUUCAGAAUGCGGUAUAUCCAAUCAGGAGGACCGAAUCGUCGGUGGACGACCAACAACCCCGAACAAAUAUCCGUGGGUGGCCAGACUCGUGUACGAGGGUCGCUUCCACUGUGGAGCCAGCCUCGUUAACAAUGAUUACGUUAUCACUGCUGCUCACUGUGUACGUAGGUUAAAACGAUCGAAGAUCCGCGUGAUACUCGGUGAUUAUGAUCAACACGUGAACACCGACGGAAAAGCCAUAAUGAGAGCUGUGAGCGCUGUAAUUCGUCACAGAAACUUCGACAUGAAUUCGUACAACCACGACGUUGCUCUGUUGAAACUUCGAAAGUCUGUGAAGUUUUCCAAAACUGUGAGACCAAUAUGUCUACCUCAAAAAGGUAGUGGUAGUGAUCCCGCUGGUAAAGAAGGCACCGUGGUAGGCUGGGGUCGUACGUCGGAAGGAGGAAUGCUUGCUGGGCAAGUGCAUGAGGUCCAAGUGCCGAUAUUAAGUUUGAUACAGUGUCGUAAAAUGAAGUAUCGAGCGAAUCGAAUCACGGAGAACAUGAUUUGUGCCGGUCGAGGCAGUCAGGAUUCUUGCCAAGGCGAUAGUGGCGGACCUCUGCUCGUGCAGGAAGGCGACAAACUCGAAAUAGUUGGUAAGAAAUUAACGCAGCAUCCUGUUUACCUCACAACACGUUCGAAAGUACCAAGAAUAGUGUCCUGGGGUGUUGGUUGCGGAAGACCGGGAUAUCCUGGAGUGUACACCAGAGUAACUAGGUACCUGAACUGGAUUAAUACGAAUAUGAAAGAAGGAUUUGAGAUCUCAAUUAUUAGCAGCAAAAUUGAAAAUUUCAUAUUUCCUCGAUGAUUCUCAAUACACACCUUGUGUCAAUAAAAAGCGCGAAUUGCCAUUCAAAGUAUGUUCAAAAAAACCUUUCCCUCCCCCUCCCAUUCGCUCGUAAAUGUGACGUUAUUCAACAAUUAUUUCUGAGAAAAGGAGGUAUCGUUAAAAGUGAAUUCUUGUCGAUGGCACCGUAAAAAAAAAAUCUCUACCUCACGUUCCUACCACGCAUUUCAGAUCGCAGAUAAGUGGCAAACAACGAUUAAAUAUAUCGUAAUUUAGUCGAAAGUGGAAAAACCAGACUCCGACAGACGCAUCGAGCUGUCUUAUCUCUAUCUCGAAUCGACGGCGUGUUAUUAGUAGAAAAUAAUAAGUGGUUCAACGGUACCGGUAUGACGCGCCGGUAUGUAUAAUAAGAGUUUUGCAUAUAAUAAGAUACAGUUAAGACACAUAACUUGUUACAAAUGUCUUCUCCUUUUUGAAUUUGCAUAAUAUAUACGAAGCAUUGAUUUUUGGGUGCGUCUCUGAUACGUGAGAAAAAUAUUUUUUUCUUGAGUGUCAUGCAAAUAGAUGGGAUUGAAUAAAAUUAAAGAUAAAUCUAUAAAUCUUGCACAGAGAAUUAAAUUAAGGUUACGCAAUUAUUUCUUAAAUCAGUAAAAUUGGAUAUCAAUAUUGGUAUCAAUAAAUAUUUAUUGAUUACUUAUAAUGUACUGUAGCGUAUUGUGUAAUGGUAUUUUUCUAUAAUUUAUUUAUAGAAAAGAAACCUGUGA
Molecule: messenger RNA, 1601 nt
Organism: Heterotrigona itama
Lineage: Eukaryota; Metazoa; Arthropoda; Insecta; Hymenoptera; Apidae
Source: the annotation of a GenBank genome assembly